AUGUUCAAAUUCCAGGCUCUCCUCCGUCACUUUUCCCGACCGGCACAAUCUUCACAACAACACCGACGGUUCAUCCAAAAUGCUUGCCUGUACACUCUGUCACAAUCGCAAGGUCAGUGCAUGUGUCCAGAAGGCUCUGUCUGGAUGAUCAACACCGCCUCGGUCCAAUCGGAUCUAGUCAUGGCUUGGUCAGAAGGGCUAACUUCCUCCAGAAAGCGUCGUCGUGCAGGAACUGCUCCCAGUGGUCGACAGCCCGAUGAUCAUGGCAGUCAGGGUUACCGGGAUCGCCAGAGCGUUUCCCAAGCGUCUGGCGUAGGCGUAGAGAUAUCCGUGGAACAACCUGCAUAUCAAACUCCAUCCACAAGUCAUGCCACCACAUACAUCGGCAGAGGCCACUAUAUUGACGACGACGACGAGAUAGAUGAGACCAGUGCUCGUGCAUUCGAACCUGCCCAGAUCAAGGUAGGCCCUCAUGCUACCACCCAAAAGGAAACAUUGGUUCUAUGGAAAGCUUUCGACGUACCUCCCCAAGCAGCACGCCAGAGCCUGCUGAGUGCUUUCCUCGAUUAUUGCAAUCUAUGGACGCCCGUUCUGGAACCGAAGGACAUUCAAGAACUUUCAUGUUUUGACCAAGAAAAGAGUUCAAUGCUCGUGGCACAGUCAUUGUGGCUGGCCGGUAGUCGAGUCACGAGUGCACCUUCUGUAGUUGCCUUUGCAUCAUCAGAUGACUUUUAUCACCGGGCCAAAGCAGUCUUCUGGUCUGGAGUAGAGACGGAUGGAAUGUCUGCUAUCAAGGCUUCAUUGAUGCUUCAGUGGUACAACCCACAGGCUCCUGAGCAUAUAUCGUUUGACAACAGCGGUUUCUGGCUCAAGAUUGGGGUUGGCAUCGCCCAUCAGAUUGGCCUCCACAAAGAACCCCCUCCAGGACCAUCCAAGGCGAUUCGUCGGAGGCUGUGGUGGAGUUUAGUGGUGCGAGACUCAUUAAUCUCAGUCGCGCAUGGCAGACCACGAGUAAUAAAUCUCGAUGACAGCGAUGUCCAGCCCCCGAUGGCAAGCGACUUCCCAGACUCCCUCUUCGCAUUCCAACUGUUCUCCGCCUGGGUCAAUAUCUGCCAAGUACUUGGAGAUAUCUCAUCUUGCUGUAUGAGACGGCAUAUGUCACGAACAAAAAGACUCUACAUCGUGAACGCGUUGUGCUGUUGGACAACGAGUCUGCCGCAAGAGCUCUGGGUCGCGCCAAGCAACCAGCCACCGCACAGCUAUUUUGCGAACAGUCACAACUUGCCAGCACGCCAGUUGUAUUUGCCAUACUUCACUAGCUUAAUCGUGCUUUCUCGAAUGCAACACUCGGCUGGGUCGUUGUCGGUAGUUGCAACGCUGGCUGCAUCAUUUGUCGCCCGCAUUUUUGAGGAUUUCCUGGCCAGAGACGAGAUCAAGGUUUUGGCACCGAUCAGCACUCGGUAUUGCCUCAUUUCAAGUAUGGCACUGGUGUCGGUCAUGCCUGAUAAGCGAUUAUGGGAUGCUGUGCAACCAGACCUUGAGAUACUCCAGCUCGCGCUCACCGAACUUUCGAAGCGUUGGCGAUCGGCAAUUGGGGCUUCUAGAGCUCUCCAAAAUGCUAUCAAGAAGAGACAACAACAUGAUAGACCUCAGCUAUUGCCGUAUAUGGAGCACUUUGAGUCAACAGAUAUCUUCAAGUCCGGUGGAUACCCAAGGGCAAAUGCCUGUGGUAAUGCAACCACCAACUGA
This is a messenger RNA of Fusarium graminearum PH-1, 1749 nucleotides long. RefSeq lists its product as uncharacterized. Lineage: Eukaryota; Fungi; Ascomycota; Sordariomycetes; Hypocreales; Nectriaceae. The transcript has 5 exons. Gene Ontology annotation, biological process: DNA-templated transcription. The coding region runs from base 1 to 1749 and encodes 582 amino acids. Gene Ontology annotation, molecular function: zinc ion binding; DNA binding. The record is from RefSeq and is a predicted model, not a curated record.